Messenger RNA from Pocillopora meandrina, 1984 nucleotides. NCBI's taxonomy places the organism in Eukaryota, Metazoa, Cnidaria, Anthozoa, Scleractinia, Pocilloporidae. The record is from the annotation of a GenBank genome assembly.
AUGGCUAAACAUCCUAAUGUGGAAGUCAGUGUUUUCUUACCUCAGUGUAGUGAAGAGGACAAGAAAGAUGCUGAUAGUUACAAUGUUAAACUCAUUGAAGCAGAUAAACUGGGUGGUUUUGAACCAGUUGAUUGGCUAGCCUCUGUACCUGACGGCCAUGCUAUGGAUUGUGUUCUAGGCCAUGGAGUAGCUCUUGGUCGGCAAAUUCAACUCAUAAAGAGAAAUUCCAAUAACAGUCAUUGCAAAUGGAUUCAAGUUGUCCAUACUGCCCCUGAAGAAAUUGGCAUGUACAAAAGCAUUUCUGAAGGUCAACAAAAGCAGCAAACAGAAAUAGAAUUAUGUCAAAUGGCGAAUCAAGUUGUAACAAUUGGCCCCAAGCUAACUGAUGCAUAUAAGCACCAACUCAGAAAACAAGAUGUUUUUAACCUGACGCCAAGCGUUUUCACAGAAUUUUCAGAUGUGCAGCAAGCAAGUGAUGAAGGAAGAAGAUUUUGUGUCUUGGUAAUUGAGAGUGGUGAUAGUGAAGAUUUUGAUGUUAAGGGGUACGAUACUGCAGCAAAAGCUAUUGCUGAGCUAAAGGAUAAAUCUUACCAACUCAAGUUUGCUUCCAAACAGAAAGGAAAAGAAGAUGAAUUAAAACACAAGUUACUUCAGUGUGGUAUUGGUCGUAAUCAGCUAAGUAUCUGCAGUUUAGAUGAAGACAGGGAAACAUUAGCAAACUUAUUCUCUGUGGUGGAUAUUGCCAUACUGCCCUCAAAAACAGAGGGAUUCGGGUUGAGUGCUCUUCAGGCCAUAUCUGCUGGUCUUCCAGUACUUGUCAGUGGUAACUCAGGAAUUGCAGAAGCCUUAAAGGAGGUGACUUAUGGGUCACAGUGUAUAGUGAAUUCAGAGGAUCCUGCAGCCUGGGCCAGUGCAAUAAAAGCUGUGCAUGACAAAAAAAGGAAUGUACGACUUGAAGAGGCUAAGAGUCUUCGUGAAAACUAUUUGCAGAAGUUCAGCUGGGAGGAACCUUGCAAUUUCCUUGUGGAAAAGAUGUACAAUCUUGCAUUUGGUAAGUUUUCUCAUAUUGCAUCAGGAAAGCAGAAAAUUUGAAAUAAUGACAAAGCUCACAUGUUCUGCAUUAAAUAUUCAAUUUACCAGUGAGCAGUUGUUUCUAAAUGCUAUAGGGACAGUUUGUGACGAGUUGGUAUGAGACUACUCCAUUUAGAUGUAUUCUAAUCUUUACUUCAGGAAAGAAGAAAACUUGGAAUUCAGAACAUGAGAAUGGAGGGGCAUGUUCAUCCAGUGGUAAGAGCCAUAGAGAAUUAGCACUGACUGAUCAUGUUCAUCAGUAUGAUGAUGUCUUUGCAAAUUUUGUGGAAAAUCAAUGUUUAUACUUGAUAUUAUAUUAUUACCUAUAAUGUAGCACUCAGUUGUCCAUAAUCAAUGUGACUUCACCAAACCUUUAUCAAAUUAAUUUUCCAAAAAUCCAAAAUCAUCAGGCUUCUUAUGCUUUUCUCCAGAUCCUGGGUUCAUUUCAUUGCAGCUCUAAAAUUAAGUUAACAAAAUAACAAAUGGAUGAUCAUUCUAGCAAUUCAAGUUCUAAGACAGUAAGAGAGCCAUAUUUUUUCCUUGACUGCUAAAAUGAAACAUGAAUUGUUAUGCAUGUACCUCACAGAAAAUGCCAUUUUGAUGGCAUCCUCCUAAACUUUUGGAUUUACUUUAAUUACUUAAUACUCUACUUGCAGACUUAGGGGCAAGACUAAUUGUCCAGAGGAGUGAAAACUCUGAUGUUCAUCAGUGUACAGUGACUGAACAAGAGCCUUCUGUCAAAGAAAUUGAGCUUCAAGGAGAUGUCAUCAGAAAUAAGAAACGUAGAGCUCCUAACCCAAGCAAUGUUAACACUGUUGUGAAGAAAAAAAGGGAGGUCUCUGAGGAGGUAUCAGACUCAGUUCCUGGUCCAGGUAUAUUUUAUACCAUUCUAUUCCAUCAAUCAAUCAACUAA